Molecule: messenger RNA, 1347 nt
Organism: Cyclospora cayetanensis
Lineage: Eukaryota; Apicomplexa; Conoidasida; Eucoccidiorida; Eimeriidae
Product: mannose-6-phosphate isomerase
Exons: 6
Coding region: 1-1347 (448 amino acids)
Biological process (GO): GDP-mannose biosynthetic process
Cellular component (GO): cytosol
Molecular function (GO): mannose-6-phosphate isomerase activity; zinc ion binding
Source: RefSeq, a predicted model, not a curated record
AUGGCGCAUGCAGAGCUAACUGCGAAAGAGUUUACACUCAAAACCUUCGCUGCAGAAACAGACACCAUGGGUAAGCUUGAGCCGUUGAGAGCACCCCCGUUGGCGGCAAAGCGAAAAUCCGAGGCCUCUACAGAAACGGCUGCCCACCAACCCUCGGUGCCAGCCUUCGUGUUUGCCUCCACGCUAUGUGUAUCUGUAUACACGUCUACGUUGGGUAUAUCUGUGGAUCUGCCUCUCUGCUCAGCUCUUCCCCAAGAAAGCCUGCCGCAGCAGGCUGUCGUUAGAGUGCUGCCGUUCGUGCAGCGGUAUGCGUGGGGAUGCCCAGCAGACACCGCAGUUGUUGCGGCCCUUGCGAAGCGCACAAAAGGCUGCAUCAACUAUGAUGCACAGGAAGAGGCGUCUCGGGAGCAGCAAGGAGGAUCCACAGACUCCCGUCCUUUCGCGGAGUUGUGGAUAGGAACGCAUCCUAAUGGCUGUGCAUACGUCAUGCCCGUGGAGGCGGAUGCCUUUCUAUCGAGGGGCCCCCAAAGGCAAGUCACUGCACCGAAGCAACAACAUACGCAGCAGGAGAAGCAACAACAUGCACAGCAGGAGAAGCAACAACAUACGCAGCAGGAGAAGCAAAGAGAGGCUUCUGGCCUGCCGUUUCUGCUGAAGGUUCUCUCCGUUGCGACUCCGCUUUCAUUGCAGUCACACCCAGACAGAGCUUUGGCUGCACGGCUGCAUGCGGAGCAGCCGCUGGAGUACCGUGAUGCAAAUCAUAAACCUGAGAUGGCGAUCGCGAUUGGGGAGUUUGCAGCUCUCGCAGGCUUCAGACAGCCAGCGGCAGUCGCUGCACUGCUGCAACAAACUCCAGAACUGAGACAGGCACUUGGUCAGCAAUUUAUGCAGUCUGAUGUCGGUCGGAAGUUUCAAACGCUCCCGCAGCAGCAGCACCAGGACGGAAAGGAAGCAGCUCAUAUGCUCAAGGCUGCAUUCGCUGCCCUGUUGCAGAUCGACCUUGAGCAGAACCAGCAGGCACACAGUCGGAUUCGAGAGCAGCAAGCCGCUCUCAAAGACUUGCAUGCGCGACUUCUGAAGGAGCCGCCUCCAGACCCCACAAGAGCGUCGCAGCCACAGCUGCAGCAAGAAGCGGAGUGGGUAGCUCUGCAGCUUUUGCAGGCGUAUCCAGCCGACAUUGGCUGCUUUGCUGCCUUCUUCUUGAACUUGGUCUUGCUGAAGGACGGGGAGGCGCUCUUCAUUCCUCCGAAUUACUUGCACUGCUACCUCAAAGACAAUGUCAUUAGGGGCGGUCUGACUUCCAAGAAAACUUCAGAACCUGCAAAAAUCCUUAAGAAGGCCGUAUAA